ACCACAAAAGGAAAAAGAGGAAGGCAGCAUAUUCCUCGUGUGCCUUCUCUAGGGUUUUGACCAUUCUCUUCUUCCCUCUCAGUAGAACCCUCCUCAUUAACGUCAGGGUUUUAGCCCUCUCCUGCAUCUCUCUACCAAUCAUGGAUUCUAUUGCUAAAUUGCGCUUCCCCCCUCAGCCCUCUCAUCUCUCCCUCAAUCCCCACCGUCCAUCCUUCUCCAAACCCAUUUUCUCCCUUUCCUUCAGAACCCCUCCUCCGCUGUCACCGUUAUCAUCACCACCAUCGUUCAAAUUUGCCUCCAUUAGAGCUUCUUCUUCUUGCGCUCCACUCUGUAAAUCAUCGCAAACCCCUCAUCCUUCUCUUCUUGAAACCUUAAACCCUCUGCUUAAAACCACCUGCAUCACUCUCACUUGCGCCGCUGCAGUGCUCUUCUCGCGAUUCCAGAUUAAACCCGCAAUUGCCUCCCCGGUCGCCGCGACUCCCACGGUUGAGCCCGCGAAAGAAUCGUCGAAGGAAAAUGUAUCAGUUGAAGAACAAGAACGAGACCUUGAGGAGCAUUUGUCUCGAAAUCCUAAUGAUACUGAAGCUCUACGAUCUCUCAUGGAAGUGAGGAUUAAAGCUCGGAAGCUUCUUGGAGCAAUCGAAGUCGUGGAUCGCUUAAUCGAGCUGGAGCCCAAUGAAGAUGAGUGGCCGGUGCUAAAAGCUCAAAUUUAUAUCUAUAGUGGAGAAUUUGAAUUGGCAAGAAAAGAAUUUGAGGAAAUACUAGAGAAAGAUCCUUAUCGGGUGGAGGCUUAUCACGGUUUAGUGAUGGCGCAUUCUGAAUCUGGGACUUCAUUUGAUCAGGUUUUCAAAAGAAUUGAAGCAGCGAUGGAUAAGUGCAAGAAAGAGAAGAAAAAAUCUGAUUUGAGAGAUUUUAAGCUGUUAAUUGCACAAAUUAGAGUAAUGGAGGAGAAAUAUGUGGAUGCUCUGAAGGUUUAUGAUGAAUUGGUUAAGGAGGAGCCGAGGGAUUUUAGGCCGUAUCUGUGUCAGGGAAUUAUAUAUACUCUGAUGAGGAAGAAAGAUGAGGCAGAAAAAAAAUUUGAGCAGUUUAGAAAGCUUGUACCUGAGAAUCACCCAUACAGGGAGUUUUUCCUUGAUAAUAUGUUUGGCACAAAGUUCUUCUCGGAGAAGGUCUAGCAUCUGAGCAAUGGGGAAUAAAUUUAGGUGAGGGGUAAUAGCAUUUUCUUUUCUUUUCUUUUCUUUUUGGUUUUGGUAAAUGAUGAUGACAAUUUUAUAAAAAUUUCACUUAGUAUCUGGUUACAAGUAAUCUCAGUGAAUUGGAUGACAAUCUUCUUAAUGUGUUUUUAAGUGGUGCAGAAGUAGACAUGCUAGUUAUAUAGAUGAAAUGGUUACAUGUUAUUUCAA
Manihot esculenta (cassava) is the source of this 1403-nucleotide messenger RNA. Its product is annotated as protein SLOW GREEN 1, chloroplastic. Gene Ontology annotation, cellular component: chloroplast thylakoid membrane. The transcript has a single exon. Bases 141 to 1175 code for a protein of 344 amino acids. Gene Ontology annotation, molecular function: protein binding. NCBI's taxonomy places the organism in Eukaryota, Viridiplantae, Streptophyta, Magnoliopsida, Malpighiales, Euphorbiaceae. The record is from RefSeq and is a predicted model, not a curated record.